Peromyscus maniculatus bairdii (prairie deer mouse) is the source of this 4088-nucleotide messenger RNA. RefSeq names its product peptidylprolyl isomerase like 6 (gene Ppil6). NCBI's taxonomy places the organism in Eukaryota, Metazoa, Chordata, Mammalia, Rodentia, Cricetidae. Gene Ontology annotation, cellular component: cytoplasm. Gene Ontology annotation, biological process: protein peptidyl-prolyl isomerization. Gene Ontology annotation, molecular function: peptidyl-prolyl cis-trans isomerase activity. The record is from RefSeq and is a predicted model, not a curated record.
CAGCCCCCUGCCUCCGUCCCGCCAGCGCGCCGGCGGGGUCCACGUUCUACCUCCGGGCUGGGUGGGUGUGUACAGGACAAACGCAGGUCGCCGGCAAGGGCGACUCGGAAGGAGACAAGCCAGCGCUCAGAACCGUACGAGGGGGAAAUGGUCAUUUCCACGCACCUAUGCGUCGAGAAGCUGGUCCACGUGCAGUUUUGAUUGAAACGGAUUUACAAAAUUCAAGCUUACGGAAAAAUACUACCGCAUAACCAGCUGAUUUAAAAAAAAAAACUUGUGAUUUUUGGUAAUUUCAUUCUGGAAGGUUCUUUGUAAUUUCUGCAGAUGUUUCUGCAGUCUAACAGAACCCGAUACUUCUCGGAUUCUUAAGAUGGCCCAGAAGUGCUUUGAAGAAUCCAUCUGUCUUUGUAAACAUGCAGAAUGAUAUAAAACACUUGAAGAAAAACAAAUCUAGCCAGGUCAUUUAUGCUGCAGCCUGAAAACCGGAGAACGUGGGAGUUCAAUGGUGAAACACGCACAGCUCAGCCCCCGCGACCUACCGAUCGCGCUUGUUUUUCCAGACUACCCAGUUGGUUGCAAGGGCAGCCAAGUAGAAUUCACCUUCAGAAUCCCCUGUCUCUUGCUUGCUCCACCAUCGACAGAGUCAUGGGCUGUUUUGUGUGCACAGGAGGCGAAAGGUUUCUUGGUUCUGUUUCAUUUUUAUUGUUGUUUUGAACCAUGGUUUUUAUGCCUAAAGAGGUAUUUCAGAGUUUGAGGGAUACUUUUCUUUCUUUCUUAGUUGCUUCUCUUUAAGGCAUGUUGUAUUUCCUGUUGCUGAACCACACUGUGAAGUGGCCAUCCCCUCUUACAACAGGACAGAUCCUAACAGGGCCAGCUGUAUUUUUGUGCCCUCCUCCCCCGACCAGGGGCCAGUUUGCUAAGACCUCUGCCCGGUAUUACUCCACAUCCACACUCCUGUGUGGCUUCAGACCCUCAGGAAGUACGCCCAGUCUGGUAGCCAGCCAAUCAGGAUCCUACCCGGCCACAAGUAGGAACUGUUCUUGCUGUUUUCAGUCAAACAGACCCCUGACACAGCAACUACAGUUGCUGACCAGAUGUCAUGAGCCAGUCAUAAAAUGACUCCUGUACCAGUAAGGAUCUAUACCCAGUCCCUUCAAAGUACACUUGACCACAGCUGAAAUUCCCCUAAUCCUGCUUAAAAAGAGCCUGUGGGGUCGCCAUUUGCUACUUUGUCAGAUGAUCUGACCCCAGCAUGCUGGAAUUUUUUUUAUUAAACGCUCUUAUUGAUUGCAUAUGUGACUGGUGGUCUUUUAUGGGCCUUCCCACAGACCCUAACAACUGCAGUGAUGGUAUUUGCGUUGUUUUUUUAUUCCUGUGAAGUCUAAGUGGUAGGUAUUCUGGGACACAGUCUCAGACUUAACCUUGUGAAAGCAGUGUGCCUAGGCAUGGUAACAGGCCUAUCUAUAAUCCUGGCACUCAAGAGGCCAAGACAGGAAGACAGUGAGUUGAAGGUCAGCCUGGACUAUAAAGCAAUACCUUGCCUCUACAACAAAGCAAAGCAUCAGCCACAUGACACUCUGAAAAAUAAUUACCCAACCAGAUUUGAAGAUCCUGUGAUAAUUCCUCUUCAAGAAUUUGCCUGGGAUCAGUAUCUACAGGAGAAAAAGAGGGAACUGAAGGGUGACACCUGGGUGUAUUCCUCCUAUGUGAUGUGCUUCAUCAAUGAUCAGUUCCUGGGCAACGCGUUUGACCUAAAGAAGUGGGCCCAGAAGGUGUGGGAUGUGGUUGACGUCCGACCCUCCGCACUGUAUGAGGCACUUACUCUGAAUUAUGCCACCAAGUUCUUGAAAGACACCAAGCAUGAUUUUGUGUACUUGGACAUUUGUAUUGAUCUUUCUCCAAUUGGAAGACUGAUUUUUGAGCUAUACUGUGAUACAUGUCCCAAAACCUGUAAAAAUUUUCAGGUCUUGUGCACAGGAAUGGCGGGCUUUUCUGAGAGAGGUAUAAAGCUUCAUUACAAAGAUUCGAUUUUUCAUCGAGUAGUCCAGAACGGCUGGAUACAAGGAGGAGAUAUAGUAGAGGGGAAAGGAGAUGAUGGAGAGUCUAUUUAUGGACCAACAUUUGAAGAUGAAAACUUUUCGGUUCCUCAUGAUAAAAGAGGAGUUCUUGGAAUGGUCAAUAAAGGUCGUCAUACCAAUGGGUCACAGUUCUACAUCACACUACAAGCAACUCCCUAUCUGGAUAAAAAAUAUGUGGCUUUUGGGCAACUAAUCGAAGGAACCGAAGUUCUUAAAGAACUGGAAUUAGUUCCAACAGAGAAUGAAAGACCAAUGCUUCUUUGCAGUAUUGCAGACAGUGGAAUUCUUUAUACCUGAUUUUCCCACCAGUCAGAUCUUUCUGUGAUGGUUUAUUACUGUGCAUUUGACCAGCUAUUUCUAUAUUUAAUUAAAUGGUGCUUGAUAACAUUGGAUUCGAAGGCCGUGGCAGAUACAAUCGUUGGUUCGUAUACCAGUCAUUGUCUUUCCUCUCCUGCUCCCACCACAGAGACUCUAAGUACAAAAUACUCAGUUUCCCAGGCUCCUUUACAGCUGAAAAGGCCAUUUGGGAGCACUGUGGCCAGUGGGUCUCGGGAGGACCAGUGAUCUUGUUCCCGCUCCUCCAUCGUGUCUUGAGUAUGGAUAGGCUGGGAGCCAAGAGAACUGCUGAGCCAAACCUCACCACCUCCUCUUUCUGGAAUUUUUACUACAUAAGGCAAGUAGAACUCUGGAUUCUCUUCCUGGUUCUAUUCCUAUUAAGUUGUUGCUUGUGGCCCUGAAUGUUAUUAACCUAGCAAUGUACCUAGUGAGUUUUUAGUCUAAAGCAUUUGUAAAUGAAUUAUGCUGUUUGUAACUAUAUUCCUAUCAUGAUAUGCUUGAUAAAUAACUGACACAAUAGAAAAACAAUUCAGUGUGAAAUUACAGUGCUUACGCAUAGCCUGCAGGAAGGACACAUGUAUUUGGAUGUUGUAAACAUCAUCAUGUCUCUGAGCCAUUCCAAUCAUAAGAAAAUCGAGAGUUGGGGUUGAUCCUUGUGGGUUGGUCCCAGUGAACUGCUGGAGCUCUGUUUUAUCAGCUGCUCCAUCUGAAGGUCCCUAAGGCUUCAUCACUUGUGGGGAAAGCUUUUCAAAUAUAGACCAGCAGGCCGUGUACUUGACAUCCUGAGUCACAGUCCCGAGGAGAGAGAGUCUCAAGAUGGAGACGGGAGACUCAAUUUAGUUCUGUCUUUCUUAGACAGCUGAGCACCAAGAGAUGACAGAAUCAUCUGACUUCAGCGCCCCUGGUGGCGUCACCAUAGCAUUGACUCUUACUGGUGAUGCUCAGCUCCUCUACUGCCUCUGCCCUUGUGCCUCUCUCAAAGGUGGCUUGUCUUCCAAGGAUGAUCUCCCCUUAAACCAAUUCUGAAAGAGUCAGGCUCUAAACUGAUUUGGGGCUUGCGAAAGGUAGGCAUUUAUUUUUAGAUGAUUACAGAUCCACAGGAAGUUGCAGAAACAGUACAGAGAAGUCUUGUGUACCCUUCACCCAGUUUCCACAGUGUUUCCAUCCUAUGUAACUAUAUAGUACAGUAUCAAAAUAAGCAGCUAACGUUGCUGCAAGUGUGUGAUGCCAUUGCAUCAUGGGAAGCUUCGUGUCACAUACAAUGAAGACCCGCCUCCCCAAAGAUCACCCUCAGUCUACCCCUUAUUCUCACCCAUCCUGUCUUAGUGCUGUAUCGCAUAUACACCAAAUACAAAGCUCUAAUGGAGUUGAGGAGAAAGAAAAGUGUCCAUUCCACAUUGUCAACUGACCUGGAGAUAGCACAGUGUUAAGAACAUGUGCUCUAGAGCUGGACUAUGCGGGUUGGAAACCAGGCUCUGCCCUUUCCUACUGCACCAACUUAGGCAAGAACUUCUACGCGCCUUUGUUUCCUAAUGUGAAAAACAGCUGGUGUUUUCCAAGGUCAGUAACUAAUCUUGUAUAAAGAGCCUACAAAGAGGCUUGGCAUGCUGUGAGUGCUCAACAGAUGGAUGCUUUAUUUGAUAUUCAAUAAAUUACUUAUUAUAACCUGCAGGA